Molecule: messenger RNA, 1645 nt
Organism: Lolium perenne
Lineage: Eukaryota; Viridiplantae; Streptophyta; Magnoliopsida; Poales; Poaceae
Product: bZIP transcription factor TRAB1
Biological process (GO): positive regulation of DNA-templated transcription
Cellular component (GO): nucleus
Molecular function (GO): DNA-binding transcription factor activity
Source: RefSeq, a predicted model, not a curated record
GCACUCCCGCCCGCUCCACUGCGGCUGCCCUCCACGACCAGGAUCCUCUGCGCCGCGCCGCGCCGCUACCCACAUUUCACCCAAACUUGUCGUCGUCGUCGCCAAGUCUCACUCUCGCCUUGCCUCUCACCCACCACUCUCCUCUAUACCUCCAGCCUUUCCAAGAAACGCAUGUGACUCGCUGCGAUUUCAGGACCUUAAUUUGCUGCGAAUUCUCCCCCGCUGUCCCUGUCCGUGCGCGCGCGCGCGUUUGAUGCUAGGUGGUGACGGGAUCAUGGACUUCAGGAGCAACAACAACGGCGGCUCCUCAUCGGACCGCAGGCCGGCGGCGGACGGGUCGACGCCGCUGACGAGGCAGGGGUCGGUCUACUCGCUGACGUUCGAGGAGUUCCAGAGCACGCUCGGCGGGGGCGCCGGCGGUGCGGGUGGCAGCGGCCUCGGCAAGGACUUCAGCUCCAUGAACAUGGACGAGCUGCUCCGGAGCAUCUGGACCGCCGAGGAGAGCCAGGCCAUGGCUUCCGCCUCCGCCUCCGCCGCGGGCCCAGGCCAAGACGCGGGCGCGUCGUCGCUGCAGCGCCAGGGCUCGCUCACCCUGCCCCGCACCCUCAGCGCCAAGACCGUCGACGAGGUGUGGCGCAACCUCGUGCGCGACGACACGCUCCCGGGGGUGGCGGCGGACGGGGCCGAGCCGCAGCCCCAUCGGCAGGCCACGCUCGGGGAGAUGACCCUGGAGGAGUUCUUGGUCAAAGCCGGCGUCGUGCGGGAGAUCCCCACCGCUCCGGCCCCUCUGCCGCCCCCGCCCAUGCAGCAGCCGCGCCCGGUCCCUGUUGCCCCCAAAGCCGUCAAUUCAUUCUACGGCAACUUCCCGGGCGCCAACGACGCCGGCGCGGUGCCGCUGGGAUUCCCGCCGGUCGCCAUGGGGGAUCUGGGUUUGGGCAAUGGGCUCAUGCCGAGGGCAGUGGGUAUGGGAGGCGGCGGCGCCCUUCCUGUGCAGACUGCGGUCAACCCGGCUGAUUCUGGCAGCAAGGGGAGCGAGGAUCUGUCGUCGCCGUCGGAGCCAAUGCCGUACUCCUUUGAGGGGAUUGUGAGGGGGAGAAGGACCGGCGGCGGCGUCGAGAAGGUCGUGGAGAGGAGGCAGAGGAGGAUGAUCAAGAACAGGGAGUCUGCGGCGAGGUCCCGCGCCCGCAAGCAGGCUUAUACGAUGGAGUUGGAAGCUGAGGUUCAGAAACUCAAGGACUUGAACGAGGAACUGGUGAGAAAACAGGCAGAGAUUAUGGAAAUGCAGAAAAACGAGCAGGCACCCGAAAUGGCGAAGGACGCAUUUGGACGGAAGAAGAGACAAUGCUUGCGAAGAACAUUGACCGGUCCCUGGUGAUGAUCAGAUAGUCAACGUCAGCAUGCCACCGGUCUACCUGCUUGUACAUAUGAUUUUCUCUAUUGUAAAACCAGUGAUGGACAAACUCGCGCUUGAUUGACCUUCUAGUUUCCUGUUCCUGUUGCUUCCGUAUCAGCUUCAGAGACUGACCUGUAGGCUAGUGUGUAGUCGAGGAGGGGAGCCGUAAGAACCGCUGUAAACUCGGCAAUCCUUCAGAAACUGUGUAGAGCUUGUGUCUGGGUUCGCAUAACAUCAUCAGCCUUUCUCUUA